Molecule: messenger RNA, 792 nt
Organism: Amoebophrya sp. A120
Lineage: Eukaryota; Dinophyceae; Syndiniales; Amoebophryaceae
Source: the annotation of a GenBank genome assembly
CGAUGGAGCUGCAAAUGAUGACACCACGACCGACGAAGAAGUCUUGGAGGUCACCGUGACGCGGGAAGAGCUGGCUACGCUGCAAUUGCGAAUUGUGCACGAAGGUGUUGCCUUGGAUCCCAAGCAGGAAUGGGACGAUGGUCAGGGAAAGGCGGGGUGCUUCGAGAACCGCUCUUGCGUAGUAGUUCUCCGCGGGUUUAAUAUUCGAAAUAGCGAUUUUCUGUUCGACCCUGCUGGUCCCGAAACACUCGACCCUCUCGAGCACGAAGAUGAAAAAUCACCUGACCCGCAUCAACUACGACUGCGGAGGAAGAAUCUGCUGCUCCGAGCCGUGUACGAUACCGAGUUUCAAAACUCUCUUGUUGACAACCCGAGUGGACUCCGAGUUGGCGACGAAAUUCUGGGUUACAGGCGACUGUCUGCGGCCGUGACAGACGGCGAAAGUGAAAAUGAGAAAAUCGCAGGCACCAGCGGCGUGCAGAAGCCCAGCGUCGAAUGGCACACUGUCGCCGCGGACUUUCGCAACUUAGACUUUCUUGGUAUGGGCCCCAGUUGUAUGUUUCUGAAACAAAACACAAACAAGUCUGGUGAAAAUAGACCACGUAGAAGUAGCGAACCUGAGCGAGAGGAAAGACCACUAUUCUUAUCGGAUGGCCAGACUGGAAGCGAUGAGGACGUGGAGUUUUCAUGGUCCACAUCGGCCACAAAGGCCUGCUUCCUGAACACGUAUUUUGUCAAGCGGAUGCUAAGCCUUUGUGAUGAUGAACGCGUAAGUGGAAUAACGAAUUUGCC